UGUCAAAUAACAAAGAGAGAUUUCUUAGCCAAGAAAAAUGAAUGUUUCAAUAAUUUCAGUGUUUUUUCUUUCAGGUUUGAAUGAAACAAGUCGGAAUCAGAGAUCAGCUUUAUUCUUCCUCAGUUUGCUGUGUUACUGCACAACCAUCUUGGCUCAGUUGUUGUACUCCUUUGCCUGCAGUGAUCUGUCCAUCCUUGCUCUUAUGGCAUAUGAUCGGUAUUUGGCUAUAUGUCGUCCAUUGGAAUACCACUGUGUCAUGUCAGUACAAAGGGUCAUUAAGCUGGCAUGCUCUUUUUGGUUAACAUCAUUUUUCAUUGUUGCAGUCAACAUUUUUCUUACAUCCAGACUGAAGUUAUGUAGUCCAUACAUUAACAGACUUUUCUGUGUAAACUUGGUGAUUGUGUCACUGUCAUGUUUUCCUAAAGAAACCGCUAUUAACAGCAUUAUUGCAAACAUUACAAUAAUAAUUUAUAUUCUUCAUGGUUUCUUUAUUGUAUGGUCUUACAUGUAUAUCAUUAAAAGAUGUUACAAUUCUAUAGAAAACAGGGCAAAGUUUAUGCAAACUUGUGUGCCACAUUUAAUCUCUUUAUGCACUUUUUUUCUGACCAUACUUAUUGAAAUUGUUAAUGAUCGACUCGGAUCUAAAGAAUUACCUCAGCCUUUAAAAAACUUUAUUGCAAUAGAGGUUCUUGUCAUUCCUCCCCUGAUGAAUCCGCUCAUUUAUGGUUUUAAGUUGACCAAGGUCAGAAACAGAAUUAUUGAAUUUGUUACUUUUAAAUUCAAAUCAAUUUAAGGACACAUUUAGGAUGUAUUACUAAACAAUACAUUCAUAACCUAUCAUUAUAUAUUUUUUCAAUCAUGUUCAAGUUGUUAAGACCAGUUUGCAUGCAGAAUAAAUUGCUCAUAGCAACAUCCG
Cyprinodon tularosa is the source of this 916-nucleotide messenger RNA. RefSeq names its product olfactory receptor 2AT4-like. Gene Ontology annotation, biological process: G protein-coupled receptor signaling pathway. Bases 38 to 793 code for a protein of 251 amino acids. Gene Ontology annotation, cellular component: membrane. Gene Ontology annotation, molecular function: G protein-coupled receptor activity; olfactory receptor activity. The transcript has 2 exons. The record is from RefSeq and is a predicted model, not a curated record. NCBI's taxonomy places the organism in Eukaryota, Metazoa, Chordata, Actinopteri, Cyprinodontiformes, Cyprinodontidae.